ACAACCUGAGCCAGCGACGCAGUUGAAAGGAGAAACACCGGGACAAGGAGCAGACACAGGGCGAAGUGUCUACAGGGAGAAGCUAUCGAUAAGAGGGGCAUUUAAAUAAGACAGAUCGGCUAUUUGCAGUCAAGUGAAUCGCGCCGGGAUGAGAGUAAUCUGACUUUUGCAGCGGAGCAGAGAAUUACGCACGAGCGCGCUAUUCCAAGGUGAACCAACUUUUACGCACGGACCGUUGGAGAUGCGGGGUUUCAAUUUAUGAGGAAAAUGUUGCAUUAUUGUUACAUUUAACUGCGAUUUUGGAACUAGAGCUCCUAAUCUGACCAUUUUGGACUGGGUUUUUGCCGGAAAGUGGACGCAUCGAUCACUUUGGCACAAUCAUUUUGAAAAAUCACACGUUUGGAGACAUUCUUGGAAUCGCAGUGGGGGCUUAUUGGGACUCUUUCUCUUACACUGCAGCCUUCUUGAUCAUAACACUCUGCAUUACGCACCUGCCCCCACAAUACCCUUGACGUCUCCUUUUGAGAGUUUUCAAAACAGCGUUAUGGACAGAGUCAGACGUCUAGCCUGCGUGUGAGUCACCGUGAGCAAACAUUCGGACAAGCGGCGCUCAGAGGCAGUGACACACUUGGGGAUAUUUAACAGUGCGUGCCUUGCACAAGCGGCAAGCACACGACACCGGGACGAGGCUCGGUGCAGCCGGGGGAUUGGACGCCGAGGUGCUAAAUGCCCAGCCGGUCGCUUGCGGCUCCUCAGGCUGGGCGGCAACAUGAGGUCCUGGGUCCUGCUGCUGCUGCUAGCUGCGCUCUCAGCAGUCCGUCUGCGGCUUGGCAGCGCUGAGAGUGAUCCGCUCCCCUCGUCGCUGGUCGACCUGGUGAGGAACUCUCCCAUCUCCUCCGUGGACGACCUGAAGCUGCUGCUGCAGCAGGAGACAGAUGCAAUAGAAGAGGAAGAAGACGAGCAUGAUAUUCUAACAAACCACACCCAUGGGCGAUACACUAGAAGUCUUGUUGAGGCGCAGCCAGCCCAGCAGGCGGUGUGUAAAGUUCGGACAGAGGUGAUGGAGGUUACGAGGUCCAUGCUGGACCGCCGAAAUGCCAACUUCCUGUUGUGGCCGCCGUGCGUGGAGGUGCAGCGAUGUUCAGGUUGCUGCAACACCAGGAUGCUGCAGUGUGUCCCCACCGUUACCUCCAGCAGAUACCUGCAGGUGAUAAAGAUCCAGUACAUAAACAGGAAAGCCCACUAUGACAAAGCCAUCAUCUCAGUGGAAGACCACGUAAGCUGCAGGUGCCAACCUUCUACAUCUUCCUCGUCCUCCUCAUCCUCGUCUGUUCCCGUCCCUCGCACCUCCGUUCAGACCAACCCUAACCCGCCACCACCUCCACCGCAGCAGCCUCCCCCUUCCUCCCACCUUCCUUUGCCCCUCCCCCGGACCGUCCACCCUGCUCCGCCAAAGACUCACGCUUCCAAGGCCGACCUCCAUCGCCACGAUGAUUUGAAGCACAACCAGCAGCACUACCACCCCGAGGAACGUGAACCGGUGGCGAGGCAGUGGCAGCAGGGCAGUUACACCCAGCUGGUGCACUGGACGCAGCCCAGGGUGCACCAGGCGCCGACACAUGUGCAGCCGGGGGCGCACCAGCCCAUCGUCGGGGUGCUAGGGCCGGUCAGCAGCUGGCCGUCUGAAGCGAGGGCGGAGCAUAGUGUCAUGGGAGGUACACCGCAGGUCGGGCACGGGAGCGGGUAUGACGGGAGCAGGGAGGAGAGUAGCGUGCAUGUCACAACCAGCGGUGGAGAAGCGCAUCAUCCAGAUCACAUGCAGAGGCAGCAACAGUUGUUACAGCAUCAGCAAAGACAGCAGUUUCAGCAGCAGUAUCAGUAUCAUCAUCAGCCACAUUAUCCGCAGCAGUUCAACCACGGAGGAGCGGACGACAAAGAGCUGAGGACACAAUAUCGACUCAACACCCCCCAAUCAGACAGCGCCUCUCCCCCCGAUAGCCCAACCCAGCUGCCAAAAUUUGCAGAAAAACCCACCCGUCCUAUGACCACCAUUCAGAAAGACUCAGUGACCAGCCAAAAAAUUACACAGGUCACACAACAGAAACAGACUGAGACUGUAACAAGCAGUCAAAAAGAAGGGAGCGAGAGGGAGGAAAGUGGGUCGGCGAAUAGUGGGGACUCUGCAUCCGUAGAGCUGGCCAAUCAGGGGAAGGGAAAAGACUCAAAACUGACCAGUGAGGUUAGUCAUUUAACAGAGGAGGAGAGGAGACAGAAGGUUCUGGAGAUGAUACAGAGGGAACCUGAAGGACAGCCUCAUCUUCAUCCACAUCAUCCCCAGCAAAGACCAAAGCCGACCACAUUUAAAACAGCCCUCUCCACUGCGGCUCCCAUCCCGCCCGCAGCACGUCAGGCCCCGUUCCGUCCAGCCUCGCCUCGCCGCAGGAGGAAACAUCGCAAACGCAUCAGCAAAGCAGCCAUCAGAGCCAUGAUCAUGUAGAGCUGCAGGAAAUGGUGAAGCGAACCAAAAGCCAGACAGAUUGCACCAAAGGAAUAUGGAGGCAAGAAACAUGGGAUUGUUGAAUGUGGGAUGACUGACUCUGACUCUGGACAGACGCUGAGGAGUCGAAAGAUGUGACGGGACAUGGCUGCUUUUUUCAAGGGACAGCUUCAGACAAAGUCACCUUUCCUGCUCCAGAGCUGCCGCAGAGUGUCCAGCUUCAUGGAUAUAAUAAAAGUGCAAUCUUAUAAACUCAUCGGAAUGGAUACUUGUCACACUAAACACUGGAUUUCAUCUGAUGAACCAUAAACCCAUUAAAGUGGAUCGAUGGAAGCUGGUGGAGACUGGUGGUCUCUUAUUGCAGUUGGCAGCCAUUGAUUGGCUGCCUAAACACUUUUGACUUCUAGCUCAACUACUGAUUGGUCCACAGACAGACGGAGAACUUGACUUUGACAUGGACUAAGAAGUCAUUAUUGGGGGCUAAACCUCAAGCUCGAGAUGAAUCGGAAAACGUGCAGAACUGGAUUUCUACACUGGGACGAUAACUGGAAACUGGAGAGUGCAGCUCAGGCCUCAAUGCCAAACAUUACUGUUGUCCUUCAAUGUCUGAAUCUAACUUUAUCUAACACUGGAGUAGCCAUACACUGAUCAUACUGCAUUGACUAGAGAAGUGCUCUACCGUGUACUGUAGCUUAAUGUACUGGAAAAUAUCGAUAACCUGCUCAUUUUGUACUACUGCCAGAUCAAAAUGGAAUAACAACCAAAUGCCUGCCUAGAUAACAUGCUAUGAAUAUCCACAUUAAAGCAAGUCUUAAAAGACCUGGCUUUUAGAGAUCGCUGUGAGCCAGUUAUAGCCAACACUGUAUGUAUAAAUGCUUUUAGAAAACGAUUUCUGGGAGGGGUGGGGAGAAAAACUUUAUUUCUUAACUUAUUUAAAAAAGGAGGAUAUGAAGUCCUCCAGUUCUCAAGUGUAAUUAUUGUUGCGGACAUGUUUCAGAUUAUAAUUAUUGGUUGUACAACUGUUACUGUUAUGAAUGUUAUUUUUAAUAAAAAAUAAAAAUGUU
Centropristis striata (black sea bass) is the source of this 3561-nucleotide messenger RNA. Its product is annotated as G-box-binding factor-like. Gene Ontology annotation, cellular component: membrane. The record is from RefSeq and is a predicted model, not a curated record. Lineage: Eukaryota; Metazoa; Chordata; Actinopteri; Perciformes; Serranidae. The transcript has 7 exons. Gene Ontology annotation, biological process: positive regulation of cell migration; platelet-derived growth factor receptor signaling pathway; positive regulation of protein autophosphorylation. The coding region runs from base 770 to 2497 and encodes 575 amino acids. Gene Ontology annotation, molecular function: growth factor activity; platelet-derived growth factor receptor binding.